Messenger RNA from Parastagonospora nodorum SN15, 186 nucleotides. RefSeq lists its product as hypothetical. The transcript has 3 exons. Bases 1 to 186 code for a protein of 61 amino acids. NCBI's taxonomy places the organism in Eukaryota, Fungi, Ascomycota, Dothideomycetes, Pleosporales, Phaeosphaeriaceae. The record is from RefSeq and is a predicted model, not a curated record.
AUGGCGUACCGCCGCCCUGGCCGCACCGAUGCCCAAGGACGCGAGGUGCAGUACGACAUCUGCAAGUUCCGUCACCUUUUGUGCGAGGUCAAGGGGAUGACCGUGGAAUUGGGCUCUAGUGUGGUAUUUGGGCAGGACGAAGGAGUGGAGAAGACGCGUUUCUGCAUGGCCUUUGUACGUGCAUGA